ACUGCCAGUGAGUGUGGCGCCUGCUCGGGCAGAUGUCUCAUGCUAACCCAGUCCCUUUGUUGUGAUUAGCUGUAAACCGGUUCCGUUUCUGUCGUUAUAACUGUAUACGGACGAAGUUGCUUUUGUAAUAUCUUAGAGAAUGAGUGGCGGAGUGUACGGAGGCGAUGAGGUGGGAGCAUUGGUGUUUGACAUCGGCUCUUAUUCUGUAAGAGCUGGCUACGCAGGGGAGGACUGUCCUAAGGCAGACUUCCCGACGGUGAUUGGUGUGACUCUUGACCGUGAGGAUGGAACCACACCUAUGGAGACAGAUGGGGACAAGGGCAAGCAGAGUGGCACCACAUAUUUCAUUGAUACCAACCAGCUGAGGGUCCCCAGAGAAAACAUGGAGGUCAUGUCUCCACUUAAGAACGGCAUGAUUGAGGACUGGGACAGUUUCCAGGCUAUUCUGGAUCACACCUACAAGAUGCACUUCAAGUCUGAACCAAGUCUGCAUCCAGUGCUCAUGUCAGAAGCAUCAUGGAACACAAGAGCGAAACGGGAAAAACUCACAGAGCUGAUGUUUGAGCAUUACAACAUUCCUGCCUUCUUCCUUUGCAAAUCCGCUGUGCUGUCUGCUUUUGCAAAUGGGCGGUCGACAGGUUUGGUCUUAGACAGUGGAGCCACACACACCACAGCUAUUCCAGUACAUGAUGGCUAUGUCCUGCAGCAAGGUAUCGUCAAGUCUCCUCUGGCUGGAGACUUUAUGAGCAUGCAGUGCAGGGAGCUGUUCCAAGAACUGAGUGUUGAAAUAAUCCCUCCUUAUAUGAUUGCAUCAAAGGAUGCAGUGCGUGAAGGAUCUUCAGCCAGCUGGAAGAAAAAAGAGAAAUUACCUCAAGUCACUCGCUCUUGGCACAACUACAUGUGUAAUUGUGUAAUCCAGGACUUUCAGGCAUCGGUGCUGCAGGUCUCUGACUCUCCAUAUGAUGAACAGGUGGCUGCACAAAUGCCCACAGUUCACUAUGAGCUGCCCAACGGUUACAACUGUGACUUUGGAGCCGAGAGGCUGAAGAUCCCUGAAGGCUUGUUUGAUCCAUCGAACGCAAAGGGCCUGUCUGGGAACACCAUGUUAGGUGUUGGACACGUGGUGACGACCAGUGUAGGAAUGUGUGACAUCGACAUUCGGCCGGGUCUGUACGGCAGUGUGGUGGUGACUGGAGGAAACACAUUAAUUCAGGGCUUCACUGAUCGACUCAACAGAGAGCUGUCCCAGAAAACACCUCCGAGCAUGAGGCUUAAGCUGAUAGCCAACAACACAACCGUGGAGCGACGCUUCAGUGCAUGGAUAGGAGGCUCCAUCCUGGCAUCACUGGGAACCUUCCAGCAGAUGUGGAUCUCCAAACAGGAAUACGAGGAGGGGGGGAAGCAGUGUGUGGACAGGAAGUGUCCUUGAAUAUCCUCUUCCUCGGCUGCUUUUGCCUCAGAAUCAUCAUCGUCAUCAUUAGUCCUGCAGCACCGAUCCCAGACUCAGAGAACAACAGUUUUUUUUUAUUAAUUUCUCGAUUGUUCCAAACAAAUCAGCCAAAAAUCUUCACCA
Molecule: messenger RNA, 1573 nt
Organism: Cynoglossus semilaevis (tongue sole)
Lineage: Eukaryota; Metazoa; Chordata; Actinopteri; Pleuronectiformes; Cynoglossidae
Gene: actl6a
Product: actin-like 6A
Exons: 14
Coding region: 140-1429 (429 amino acids)
Source: RefSeq, a predicted model, not a curated record